GUCGCUGCUUGGCUCUCGAUGAACACCUGCUUGUGUACUGACAGGGUAGUUGCAUUGUCACCCUGUGUUUUAGUAAUGGGUUGAAACAGUAUGGCAUCUUCUGCUGUUGAUGGUCCAAUUGGAAUUCCCUUCCCGGACCAUAGUAGUGAUGUUUUGUGUGCUCUCAAUGGGCAGCGUCAGCGAGGAGAAUUAUGUGAUGUACUUCUUCUUUGCCAAGGUCGGGAUUUUCCUGCGCAUCGUUCAGUCCUUGCAGCCUGCAGUCUCUACUUUCGCCAGCUAUUUACCUCAGGUCCAGCAGUUGAAAGACUAACUGUUUAUCAACUGGACUUUGUAACUGCUGAAUCGCUCUCUGCUCUUCUUGACUUUGCUUAUACAGCCACCUUAACAUUGAGUGCGGGCAAUGUGGGUGAGAUUCUGGAUGCUUCACGAUUGUUGGACAUUAGCACAGUUCGGAAUGUGUGUGCUGAUCUUUUAGAUGGCCCUUUUUUUGGAGGGAAGGAAUCUGAACAUUUAAGUGACCCACAAAACUUGGCACGAGCACAAGAAUAUCUGGAGUACUUUCAGAGCAAGGGACAGGAAGGGAGUUCUUGGAACAGCACUUGUCCGUUGGGGCAGGAAACAGAGCUGUCUUCUAAAUUGGAAGAGGCAUAUCACCAAACAUUACAAAAGAAUGGGUCAGAAGGGCAGCUUUUGGAUGAAUGGCAAGGGAAGGAUGAGGACCAAAUGUAUGUCCCUUCACAGAAUGGACAUUACAGACUAAUGGCUGACGAUAAGAAUCGUGAUGAGGGGCCUGAACCACCUGAGGCAGAAGGUUCACCACUUCUUGGAGGUCUGGCUGGAGGGUCAUGUUUAGAUGAAAUGGACAGUCUGACAGCAAGUGCCCUGUUGCAGCACAUGAUGAGCACAUCUCGAGGGAGGGUGUGGGCCCAGAAGAUGAGGAGUGAAGAUGGAAUUAUGGACUAUUACUUGAAAUACUUCCGUAGUGGUCCUCAUGAGGAGGAGGAGGAGGAGGAAGAAGAAGGUGAAGAAGGGACAGGUGGCUAUGCAGGUUGGAGUCAAAAAGUAGAGAAAAAAAUGAGGGCUAAAGCCUUUCAAAAAUGUCCCAUCUGUGAGAAGGUUAUUCAGGGAGCAGGAAAGCUGCCUCGGCACAUACGCACUCACACUGGAGAAAAACCGUAUGAGUGCAUUAUCUGCAAGAUCCGAUUCACCAGGCAGGACAAGCUAAAGGUCCACAUGCGGAAACACACAGGAGAGAAGCCUUACCUGUGCCAGCAGUGCGGUGCAGCUUUUGCUCAUAACUACGACCUGAAAAAUCACACUCGUGUACACACUGGGCUGCGUCCUUACCAAUGCCAGGCAUGCCACAAAACCUUUGUGCGUUCAGACCAUCUCCAUAGACACCUAAAGAAGGAUGGCUGCAAUGGGAUCCCCUCUCGCAGAGGGCGUAAACCCCGGAUUCGAGAAGGGAUUGCUCCACUUUCAGGGAAUGGCAACGGUCUGGGUGAAAUUCAGGCUGAGUGUCCCAGUUUGGGAGCUGGAAGCACUUCCUAAAGAAAACCAAAAACAAACUCGAAAAUUCUCUAAAUCUAUAUAUAUAUACAUAUAUAUAUAAAUCUAUAAUUAUAUCAAAGUAUAUUUGGGGUUGCCUAAUUAUCACUAUCCUCAUGGGAGGGUUGGGACUUGGUGUAUAUACUCAGCACAGGGGACCAGAGAGGGGAACUGUGUUCUCCUGGGAUUAUGGGAGGCAGAAUGCUUGGAAUGAAUGACUGCAGGGUAAUA
Messenger RNA from Bufo bufo (common toad), 1779 nucleotides. RefSeq names its product zinc finger and BTB domain containing 7A (gene ZBTB7A). NCBI's taxonomy places the organism in Eukaryota, Metazoa, Chordata, Amphibia, Anura, Bufonidae. Gene Ontology annotation, biological process: regulation of transcription by RNA polymerase II. Gene Ontology annotation, molecular function: RNA polymerase II cis-regulatory region sequence-specific DNA binding; protein binding; DNA-binding transcription factor activity, RNA polymerase II-specific. The record is from RefSeq and is a predicted model, not a curated record.